UGGGAGCAGGGGCACGAGGGAGAACGGGGGACGGCGACACUUGACUUGGAGAUGGCGGCCGAAGCAGGGGACAUAGACUAUGAGAAGCACCCGUCGGGCAUCAUCCCGACACUGCAGAACAUUGUGUCGACUGUCGACCUCAAGACCUCGCUGGAUCUGAAGAAGAUUGCACUGCAUGCCCGUAAUGCCGAGUACAAUCCCAAGCGGUUUGCAGCAGUCAUCAUGCGGAUCCGCGAGCCUAAGACGACAGCGCUGGUGUUUGGGUCGGGCAAGAUGGUGGUGACUGGCGCCAAGUCGGUGGAACUGGCCAAGCUGGCCGGGCGCAAGUACGCGCGCAUCAUCCAGAAGCUGGACAACCCGGCCAAGUUUGCCGACUUUAAGGUGCAGAACAUUGUUGCGUCGUGCGACGUCAAGUUUGCCAUCCGCCUGGAGGGUCUUGCGUACGCCCAUGGCGAGCAUUCGUCGUACGAGCCGGAGCUGUUUCCGGGCCUCAUCUACAAGAUGUUCGCGCCAAAGGUUGUGCUCCUCAUCUUUGUCUCCGGAAAGAUUGUGCUGACCGGAGCCAAGACCCAGGACGAGAUCUACGAGGCUUUUGAGACCAUUUACCCUGUGCUCUCCGAGUUCCGCAAGACCUAGUCUUGCUCAGCUGCGUCCUGCUUGGGUGUCUGGUCGCCUGGUCGCCCCCUCCCCUCCCUCCCCUCCCCUCCCCUCCAUCAUCACUUCAACGGCGUGCUCGCGCACUGCGGCGCCAUGCUUAAACGCCGUUGGAGUUGCACCCGUGCUUAAAACCCCGUGGUCC
Molecule: messenger RNA, 799 nt
Organism: Thecamonas trahens ATCC 50062
Lineage: Eukaryota; Apusomonadida; Apusomonadidae
Product: TATA-box-binding protein 2
Exons: 3
Coding region: 52-636 (194 amino acids)
Biological process (GO): DNA-templated transcription initiation
Molecular function (GO): RNA polymerase II general transcription initiation factor activity; DNA binding
Source: RefSeq, a predicted model, not a curated record